ACAAAUUUUCGAAUCUGGAAAUUUCAACAGUCGCUCGGGGUUAACAAUAAGAAUCAGCAAAGCAUUUAGUCCUUCUUGCCCUGGGAUUGUCGACGCAUCCGAAAAAUACUAUAUACUCGAUCCAAACUGCAGAAGCUUAUCGAGACCUCAAGUUGCUUUCGUUCUUGGCUUCUGAUUAAUUGCUCCUCUUUUUCUCCCCCUCAAUGGAACCCACAAUGCCGGUUGCUUACCUACAGCAUCUAUCACCUAAUAUACUCUACUCCAUACUCCGUACAUACAGUAAACAGACAGACGAGAAGAAGCAGUUCGUUCCUCCUCUGAUGUGCCACUUUAACACGGCUACGCACAGCACAUUCAUUGGGGCGGUCGGUACCUGACUUGUUGCCUAUCUAGGCACCCAAGGCACCUUAACCUACCUAGGUACCUUACCUAAUUGACCACCAUCCAGUUCGGCACAUUAUAUGUGCGUGUUUUAUGGUGCCAUCUGUUAGGUCGUUUGCUUGCAUACACGUUGAGUCGUCUUGAGCCUCUUUGCUCAUAUGUACAGAUGUCAAGACUUGCUUCCAUGUUAAUUUGACCGCCCAUCAAUGGGCCGGCCUGCCAGUUAGUGCUGCAGAUGAUUGCCCGUUUUGUUUUGCCCCUCCCCCACCGUCGCGUUCUAAAAUCCUACUACGUAUCCAAGUUUGCCAAGCCAGCGACCGCUGCCCGCAUCAAGGCUUUGCUGCCUGUCGAACGUUUUCCCAGCUGACCGCACUAGUAAGGCUUGAGUAAAGAAGAGGGAUACAUUUAUUAGGAGGUUACCUCACCCCAAGGCAAUCCAACCACUUACCAUUCCGCACCCCCACCUCAGCCGAGGGUGCCAUUCCGAACUGCUCGUGUGCCCCUUGCACCUUCCUCCCUUCCAUCCUUUUCCCCCCUCAAUCAAAGCUCUGCUGGCUCCAAGGGACCCACCACAAUCUUACAUUUUCGCACAUAACGCUACCUCGGUAGAGUUACGCGUGCGUCACAUAUACGCGCAGGACACGCACGUAAUCAAUACGGGCUCGAUCCUGCCAAACCACAAAAAAAAAACAUUAACUCUAAGCGAACAAAAAGAGGUCAUGUCGUUGCAAGUGGAGGAACGGCGCCGUGGCCGUUCGCGUUCCCCCGGCGGCCGUGACAGGAGCCGGAGCCGUGAACCCCCUGCCAGGGUCAUCGAGGCAUCGGCUCCAUACCCCGAUGACGAUAGAGAUGGCGGUGUGCGCAUGUAUGAUUAUGAGGACCCUCGUGCCCGGAGCUACGACCUGCCAUACCCUGCUCCAUCAGGCAGAGACCGCGAUGCCCGCGACGAGCCCGACAGGUUUUCGUACCUUCCGCAAAAGUACGCCGCCCAGUCCGAGGGCCGAUCCCGGCGUGACAACCGGGACCGGUACGAUGACGACGAUUUAGCCUACGGUGCCAAGGAGCCUCCUCCUCCACCUUCGUCAUCUAGUUACCAGUACGCUCAGCCAAAGCAGUACGAAUACGACAGGGCCGAUGACAGGCUCACGUACUCGUCCUCGCGCCAAGACAGCAGCCAGCUUCUCGUCGCUGGUGAGCCUCGUCGCCGCGACAGGUCCAGAAGCCCUGGGCCCUCUUCCAGCUCCAAAUCUUACCGCGAUGACCCUCGCGGCUCCUCUGCCAGCAUCGUGACGAUUGAGCCGGGGGUCAGCAGCAGCGCCAGUCGCCGGUCUAAGCGCGAUUCAUCGCCACUACCACCCACUGCUCGCAUGUCAUCAUUGUCGGUCAGCGGUGGUCACCACCGAUCCGGUAGCAUGUCUCUUGCCGCCGCGCCUCCUUCGCCGCUGCUGGAGUCGUAUCAUGGCACAUAUCAGUCCAUGUCCCCCAUGCCGUCGCCGCUGAUGAUUGCCUCGCGCGACCCCGCUGGCCAUGACACUCGGAUCCUGGAUGUCGCGCCUCUCGACUCGGACGACGAUGACCGGUAUGGUGGUGGUGACAAGACGAAACGGCGUGCACGCUUUGCCGAUCCGGCUGGCGAUGCGGAGCGACUGGCAAAGGCACUCAAGGGCAACGCACCGCCCGACGUCGAACCUCUGAUUGAGAUCCUGCCGGGCCUGACGCACGAACAGAUUAUGACGCUGCGGGUCGAAUACAAGCAGCUGGUCAAGACGGGUCCGGAUCGAAAAGGCGUGAACAUCGCCAAGCACAUCCGCUCGAGGCUCAAGGAGGAUGAGCCUAACCUGAUGAAGGCCUGUUACGCCGUCGCGUUGGGCAAGUGGGAGUCGGAGGCCUACUGGGCAAACUACUGGUACCAAGGCGACAAGACACGGCGAGAGCUGCUGAUAGAGUCGCUCAUGGGACGGACCAACGACGAGAUCCACGAGAUCAAACAGGCGUUCAGUGACAAAAAAUACGACAACAGCCUGCGCAACUGCAUGAAGACCGAGCUGAAGGAGGACAAGUUCAAAAAGGCGGUCAUGAUGGUUCUCGACGAGCAACGUAUGGAGGAGGUUGAUCGACAUGGACGGUACCUGCCUAUGGACCGGAUGCUCAUUGAGGACGACGUACGCGCUCUUUACCGCGCCGUCCGAUCAGAGAAGGGCGGGGAGAGCGCCAUGAUCCAGAUUGUCAUCAUGCGAAGCGACAGCCAUUUACGCGAAGUGCUGAAGCUGUACAGUGCUGAAUAUAGGUCUAACUUUGCCCGCGAUGCAUUGAAGAAGAGCGGGAACUUGGUGGGGGAGUUGCUUGCACACAUUCUCAACGGUGUCAUCAACAAGCCGGUUCGCGACGCGCUACUGUUGCAACAUGCCUUGACCGCAUCAAAACGUGACGACCUGCGUCGGGAGCUGCUCACGUCGCGCCUGGUCCGCUUCCACUGGGACCGCCACCAUCUUGCGGAUAUCAAGGUGGCCUACCGCGAGCGGUACGGCAAGGACCUGCAAGAGGCUGUGCGCGAUGCGACGGGAAGUUCAGGCUGGGGAAAGUUUUGCAGGGAGUUGUGCAUCACACGCAUGCCCGACGAUGUUAGGCGGGUUGAGCGUGUCAGUAGGCGUUGAUUUUAAUAUCUGUUCCCUGGCCGCUUUCAUUAUUUCUCCGGCCGCUCUCUAGUCUAGGAUCCACGAAUGUAGGUGCAUUUUUGGAGAUACUCAGAAAUUCUUUUGUGUACAACAAACACAUGGACUAUCUCGGGGUUAUACAACCUUUGACCUGGUUAGACUGCUUACUUUAGCUGGGAAAACUUGAACUUGUCUACCGCACAAAAAGAACCCCCCCCCCCC
Molecule: messenger RNA, 3257 nt
Organism: Pyricularia oryzae 70-15
Lineage: Eukaryota; Fungi; Ascomycota; Sordariomycetes; Magnaporthales; Pyriculariaceae
Product: annexin ANXC4
Exons: 2
Coding region: 1101-3035 (644 amino acids)
Cellular component (GO): cytoplasm
Molecular function (GO): calcium-dependent phospholipid binding; calcium ion binding
Source: RefSeq, a predicted model, not a curated record